GAAGAGAGAGAGAGAGAGAGAGACAAUGAGAACGAUAAAGAGAGGGAGACGACCCCUCUAACCGGGCGAUGCCACUCAACUGAAUCCCCGCUCCGUUCUCGCGGCAGUCUGACGCCGGUCGCGCAGUCAGCAUGGUUGGAUUUUCGCGCAGUUUUUCACCGGUCCUACCGUGCUGAGGCUCCGACUUGGUGCUCCACGUAAUUUCAGUUGCUCGCAAUCUUGCGUGGUGUCGGUGCGCGUUGCGUACAUAUCGUCGCGGGCGCUCAAAGUGACGUUCAACGUAACAAUUGAGAGCGAGAAGCUCGAGAAACGACGCCAGAUGCUUGAACCUAACCUCCAAGCACAAAGAUUGCCCCGAGGGAGCACGCUCGCUGUUGCACGGCAACGAUAACUCGCGACGUCGUAUAUUCCGUGUAUCUCGCGUGAGUCUCUCUCCUUUGCGCGUUUCCCCGAAAUUCGCGGGAUCCGUGAUUUCUCGCGACGCGAUCGAUCUCGUGUGACAGCGUGGUAAACAACGAGACAAAGGGAGGGGUGACGAGGAGAGAAGUCCGAAGUUUUCUGCUUACGUCUUCGCAUCGUAAAACUCUUUCCGCGGGGCAUCUCGGCUGGUGAUGUGAGUGAUUGACGAAGAGAGGAGAAGCGACUCGUAAAUGACAGUGCAGUGAGAGAGAAGCGAAAAGACAGAAAGGAAAAAAUUCUGCUUCGCAAAUCGUAAAUCUUGACGACGAGAGAGGAGAGGAAAGAGAAGAUCGUCCCUUCGAGAUUCUCCGAACCCCGAAUCUGCCAAAUUUUAUAGAAUUUUCUUCGUCACGAGCGAUACCAUGGGAUUCGUGGUAUUCCCCGACGCCGUACGAGAAGGGUCGCCGACGCAAAGAGAUAAACUCUGAAAAUUGUUUCGCGUAGGAAGAGAGAGCAUUGUGCCUGUAUAUCGUUUCUAAUUGACAGAUAGAGGAAGGAGCAAGCGGAAGAUAACUAGAAGCGGGAAUGAGAAGAGGGUCAGGUGGAAGAUACGAAAUGUUCGAAAUUUACGAGUGAGUGAGUCAGUUUGCUUGCACGUCGCAGGAUCCAAGGUGGUAUUUAAAGGCGGUCGUGCACUAUAACAAAUAGUUGAGCCGUGAACUGGUUCACCGUGCAACGAUACCGGAAGCAAGCGGCAUCUAUCCAGCAAAAACGGGAAAGUUCGUGAAAAUUUGUAAGAGCAAGAUGUAAAGUUUCAAGCACAGUCCAUCUGCAUGUCCGCGUAGCGAAUUGUUGCACGAAGAGAUCGACGAUGAGACGACGUGCGUUUUGCGACAAUCGCCCUGUGGGAGAACGCAUCGCGAUUUUUUAAUUCGCACGAUUUGAAUCCUAAGAAUGAUGAGGCAUCGCGCGGCUCGACAUUGAGAUUUUGAAAAGAAUAGGAUCCACGGUAAUCCGGCCCGAUGGGUUAAAGACGGUUGCGAUCGACGGCGCGAUUCUCGUGCUGCUUGCGAAAUGGCGAUCGUAGCGCGUUCUCGAAAGUGCAACAAGUGGCGUAGAGAUCCUCGAUGCUGAGACGUCAUCGAUGUUACCCGAUAGACGGACGAGGGGAUUUGACCCGGGACCGAUCACGACCGGUUGGAUCGAGGCUCUCGGGCAGAAGGAUCGUCGUUGUUUCCUAGGGACGUGCGCGAUGGACCGGCGAGAUUAAGCGCGUCUAAUGAACUCUGAAUCCGUUUCUCGCUCGUCUCGAGUACGAUCGUCUCGAAAUUUCUUCAUCAAGGUUCUCCUUGCCGGACUAAGUAGAUUUACCUUGACUAACGAAUCGAGAGUCGAGAGGAUUCGAUCCGAUGCUGUUGCUUAACAUCAUCAAAGUGUACUUCAUUGACCGAGAGAUCGAAAGAUAGACGAAGAGAGUGGCUCCGAGCUGGGAUUUUAACUUGGAUUUCGUUGGUUUUUCUCGAACUCGAAUACGUAUAUCUGCCGACACCGUCAACGUGUAUAUGUUAUGAGAUACUUAUAAAGAAAUCUUUAAUUUAUACAACGCUUUUCCAAGGCAAGAAAAAUUAGUAUUAAUACAAAUUAAUAUACAUAUUAAUAUACACGUUGGAACAUCGUGGAGUCCAAUAUCACGCAUUGAUGCUCGAAGAAAGACUGCAAACGCAAGUCCAUGGCGACGAAGGCUCUCGAUGUUGAACAGACGAAAGAGAUACUCGCUGGGAAUUGUCAACGAUUCUCGAAACUGCUACAGAGCCCCUUGUCGGCGGAUACACUGAAUAACGUCAUAACGGCGUUCAGGUGCCACAGGCAAAUACGUCCGCUGACUCGCUCAAGGACGGACACUUUGCGAUAAUCCACGUCAGGGCGUUGUCGCAUUUGCAGAGACGUCGUCGAGUGAGACGAUGGUGAUGAGGAUAACAGCGAACGAAGCUGGCGUUCCUCUACUAGGCGCCGUUGGUCCGCGCUAUGUCGUCAAGCAGGCGACGGUGAAGCGUUGCGUCCUGGCGCUACUUCUUAUCUCCGUCGCCAGCAUAUUCUACUAUACUCAUUACAUCAUCAGCAGUGGUCCACUAUCCAGUUUGAUACACCGAGAUACAAGGCCGGAGCCAGCGAUACGAUGUUCAACUCUAAGAGGAGCAACUAGACUACCGUCAGCACCAGACCAUCGUAGUGAAGCACGAUUAAGGAUAGACCCGAAGGUGUUGGUCUUUGUAGAGACUCUAUAUUCGAGGCUAGGCCGAGAAAUAGCUGAACUGCUAGUUUAUAAUCGAAUAAAGUACAAAGUGGAAGUGACUGGUAAAUCUUUGCCGGUAUUGACGAAUCUUGAUAAGGGUCGAUAUGGGGUACUGAUUUUCGAGAAUCUAAACAAGUAUCUGCAGAUGGACAAAUGGAAUCGCGAACUACUGGACAAAUAUUGCAGAGAAUAUUCAGUUGGCAUUGUGGGUUUUGCCCCUCCUGGAGAAGAAAGCCUAGUUGGUGCUCAACUCAAGGGCUUUCCACUUUUUAUACAUACAAAUCUUAGAUUGAAGGAUGCUCAGCUGAAUGCAGCAUCUCCCAUUCUUCGAUUAACCAGAGCAGGGGAAACGGCCUGGGGACCACUUCCUGGCGGUGACUGGACUAUUUUUCAGGCCAAUCACAGUACCUAUGAGCCGCUCGCUUGGGCGCACCGAGACAGCCUCGACUAUCCGGCCAACAAAAGUCCCCUAGCCACCGUCAUUCAGGAUCAUGGCAGAUACGAUGGAAUUCAAAGAGUUCUUUUCGGCGGUGGCCUGAGAUUUUGGCUGCACAAACUAUUACUGCUGGACUCGUUGUCUUAUUUGUCGCACGGGCAAUUAAGUCUCAGUUUAAAUCGUAUGAUCCUGGUGGACAUUGACGAUAUAUUCGUCGGCGAGAAAGGCACUAGAUUAAAAAAAGACGAUGUAAUGGCAUUGUUGGCCACUCAGCAGAGAAUUCAAACUCUGGUGCCGGGGUUCAAAUUCAAUUUGGGGUUUUCCGGGAAGUAUUUUCAUCACGGGACAACGGAGGAGAAUUUGGGGGACGACAUGCUUUUGGAGAACGUAGACAGAUUUACGUGGUUUUCCCACAUGUGGAACCAUCAACAACCGCAUCUGUACGAGAAUGUAACUCAUCUACAAUUGGACAUGGCGUUGAACAAGCAAUUCGCAAAGGACCACGGUAUACCGACCGGAAGCGGAUACAGCGUAAGUCCGCAUCACUCCGGCGUUUACCCGGUCCAUGAAGGUCUUUACGAAGCGUGGAAACGAGUAUGGAACAUCAAGGUCACGAGCACCGAAGAGUAUCCGCACCUGAGGCCGGCACGUUUGAGACGCGGCUUUAUUCAUCGUAACAUAAAGGUCUUACCAAGACAAACUUGCGGCCUUUUUACUCACACGAUUUUUAUCGAGAGAUAUCCAGGCGGGAGGGAAAAGCUGGACGAGUCGAUACAGGGCGGUGAACUUUUCCAAACGAUCGUAUAUAAUCCGAUAAAUAUUUUUAUGACGCAUAUGUCGAAUUAUGGAAAUGAUCGAUUGGCAUCGUACACUUUCGAGUCGGUUAUAAAAUUCAUUCAGUGUUGGACGAAUUUAAGACUAUCCAGUGCACCACCGCUUCAACUUGGAGAACGUUACUUUCAAUUAUAUCCCGAAGAGGCUGAUCCAGUGUGGGGAAAUCCAUGCGACGAUCAGAGACACCAAAAGAUCUGGUCUCGUAAUAAAACUUGCGAUCAAUUGCCGCGAUUUCUAGUAAUCGGACCUCAAAAAACUGGCACCACGGCAUUGUAUACGUUUCUGUCUAUUCAUCCAGCAAUAAGCAGUAAUCUACCGAGUCCUGAUACUUUUGAAGAGAUACAGUUUUUCAAUGGAAAGAAUUAUUACAAAGGCCUCGAUUGGUACAUGAGCUUUUUUCCGGCGUCGAAAAAUGAGAGUUCUCGAUAUCUAUUUGAGAAGUCUGCCACUUAUUUCGAUGGAGAAUUAGUGCCGCGGAGAACCCAUGCGCUUCUUCCGAGGGCUAAACUAAUCACUAUAUUGUUGUCUCCAGCUAGACGAGCUUAUUCAUGGUACCAGCAUACCAGAGUGCAUGGAGAUCCGGUAGCGAACAAUUAUUCCUUCCAUGAGGUUAUUACGGCAAGCGAUUCCGCACCAAAACCCCUACGGGAUCUUAGAAAUAGAUGUCUAAAUCCUGGAAAAUACGCCCAACAUUUAGAGAGAUGGUUAUCGUUUUAUUUACCGCAGCAAUUACAUAUUAUCGACGGCGAACAAUUGCGACAAAAUCCCGUUGAAACAUUGCAUGAAUUGCAACGAUUUUUAAAGAUAACACCUGCGUUCAAUUAUUCCUCGCAUCUGAGGUACGAUCCGAAAAAGGGUUUCUUUUGCCAAGUAACCAAUGAAGAUCGCACUAAGUGUCUGGGAAAAAGUAAAGGUCGCCAGUAUCCACCAAUGGAAGAUAGAUCGUACAAAUUAUUACAGAGAUAUUAUUUAUCUCACAACACGGCUCUAGUGAAAUUAUUAAAGCGACUUGGGUCCAGAACGAUCCCGCAGUGGCUAAAGGAAGAUCUCACCGACACUGUGAUGACCUAGCAAACGCCAAUUACGUGAAACUCUAGUGUUUCUCGGCUGCUUGCUUCUGCUGUUAGCGAAAUACAUCGUUUGCUAAUGGAAGAUCUGUAAAUUAAUUGUACAUUCGAAACUCCAUUGGAUUCUACAUUUUCAAAAGAAGGACCAUGACUGGCCUAUCUCAGUAGACUGGCCUAAUUUAAUGGAAGGGAAUUUACAAAAGCUAGUCACUAAGCGGCUUUACGGAGCCACAGUUGUAAUUGUCGAUCAUUGUUAAGCUAAAAUAAUAUUAUUAAUAGUUCUUUUUUUAAUUUUAUUACUAUUAUAUUAUUAUUAUCAUCAUUAUCAUCGUUACCGCAUAGAUAAGAGAUUUUAAGAAUACAUAGUUUACUGGUGCCAUUGCUCAGCAAUCGUGUUUAGGCAUCUUUCGUUCCAUUUACCGAUGUAUAAGUUGGGCCAAGAAAAACAGACCAAUUGUUUUGCAUUUGGCUUGAAAUUUAUUUAAAAAAGAAAGGUAUGUAUAUCUUACAAAAAAUAUUAUGGACCUGUUUUUAGCAAUUUUGUGAUAUAUAGACAAAGAAAAUCAGACAAAAUAUAUCUAUAAUCUUAGAAAUUUAUAAAAAAAUAUCAAUAUCAAAAAUCAAUAUCAAACUUGAGUAAAUAAAUUUUUACAAUAACAGUUUUACAAUAACGUGAUAUGCGUGCUAUGUACAAAUGAUACCGAAUCGAUAAGAGUACUCUUCAACGAAACGCACUGUAUAGAAAAUUAAAAUUUGAUUUUCUUAAUAUUAGACUUAUUCAAAUCAUGUUGUUUUGAGAAAUAUAAAUUUUUCAUGUGUAAAGAUCAUUGUGAUGAAUUAUAUUGGUUGGUUUUUUUAUUAGGCGGUUCAUCAAUAGUUCUUUUUGCAUUAAUCUUCCACGCGAGCGUAAGAUUUCGAAGCUGAGCUUUUUUUCUUGAGCCUGUCAAUUUUCAGAGAUACAGUAUAUGUGUUAAUUCUCGUUAUAUAUUUAAAAUCGAUGAUGAUGACGAUAAUGACGAGAAGUCUGUAUAUUUUGACAAUACUAUUCUUGGUACUGGCAAUGGAAAAGCCAACAAAAGAUGUGAUCGCGUCCGUUUGUAUAUUGAUGUAAUACAUAUUUUACGACGUUAACAUAAAUGUAUUAUAUGAACAAAAAGAAUUCGAAAUAGACAUCAAAUGUAUCCGAGAUGAAUUUCAAAGUUUCUCGAUCCCAGAUGCGAUGGCGAACAAAAGUCCGCUUGCAAUAAUCAACGCUAUCAGAGUCAAACUCGUGCAAAUGUUAGAUUAAUAAACAAUUACUUGACAAACUACGCAGAUUACCUGCUGAUAAGUUAUAUAUGGAAUUAUGCAUGUAUGAAGAUUUUAAAAUUUGUCGCGUAUUGUACGUUAAUAAAUCAUGGAUUUGAAAAGUGUUGUAAAGUAUAGUAUUAGGUCUGAUCUUUUAGCUUAAGCCCAAAUGAAACAUAACGACUUUGCAAGAUUAUUUAUUGACAUAUUUUUUUUUACUUUCGAUAUGUGACUAACAGAAUGCAUACUCACGCAUGCGCAUGUAUGCAUUCUUGUGUGUAUGUGUGAGUGUGUGUGUGUGUCUAAUUGCUCGUUUUGGAGUGAUGUUCAUGCAAAAUAUCUAUUUUAUUGUACUUCAAAAAAACAUAGAUUGAAAAUCAGUCUAACGAGAUUUUGCUGAUUGAAAAGAAUGCUAAUAAGAUCUGAUUUAUAUUACAUAUAUUUUUUUUAUAAUUUAUUAAUCACUUAUACAUAUAUAUUAUCUCCAACGCGAACUAUAUGUACAAAUAUUUUUAAUAAUACUGUCUAUGUAUCUGUGACUAUCUAUAAUUGUACAUUGUAAGAAGUUUAUUGCGAAGAAGGACGUUUAAAAAUCUGAUGGAAAAGUUACCUAUGUAUUAUAAUAUCUGCUUGCCGCACUUUUUAUAUUGAAAAGUGUAUUAAUAUUAUAUGGUCCAUUAAGAAAAAGUCCUAAUCCAAGACGAGCAAUCCAAUAGCAAAUUUGAUUGGAUGCAUUAGUGCACACUGAUGCACAUAAAAAUUAUUAUAUACAAAUUUACAAUGGCAUAAAUAAUUUAAACAGUAAAAUUAAUACUAAACUAUUAUUAUUGUUGUUCAAUACGAAUAAUGAUAAUAAUAACAUAUUAUUAUAGUUAUCUUAAUGUUUUAAUUAUUUACAGUUAUAUUGCAAAUAUUUGUGGGUGAUAACCAGUAAUGUGUACUAAUACAUCCAACUGAAUUUGUUGACAUGAUGAAAUAAAGGAAACAUUUUUCGUUACAAUUUUAGUUAUUUAUCAUCACAUCAGUUGUUUCUUAUUACGAAUGUUUCUGAUGAUUUUGUACAAUGAUCUCUGCAUUGGAGUUAUGCAUGGAUCAUGUUAUAUUCAGAUAAUCUUUUAUAUAUAAAUCUUUUGUUACGUUUGUAUGACUUGUUUUCAUUUUUAUACUGCCGUUAAAAUUAUGCCAUAAUGUUUAAUAAAUCAUGUACAAAGUUAUUAUUAGUAUUAUAACAGUAGUUGUUAGUGAUAAUAAGAUAAUAUCAAUUAAUUGACCUGUUUUAUGGAAUCGUGCCAUUUUACCAGUGUUGUAUAUAUGAUUAUGAUUAUAAUGUAUCAAUCAUGUUGAAUUUUUAGAGUCAAUAUUCUUGAUUUUGUUCGGUAUGGCGGUAGCAACGAAUGUCCGGCUUGCUACUACCUGACAAUAACCUGACGGCAAACAGAGGUAGAUGAUAACCUUGCGAAAUUUACCAGAAUCGCACAAAAGCAGAGCCAACAGUUAGCAUUAUCUCAUCAUUGAUUUCACAUUUUCUUUAAUUAUCUUUUCUAUUUUUCUAUUUCACAUAUACAUUUUAUGGUUUUUUUUCUAUUUUACUAUUUUAUAUCCUCUAGUUAUAUGCUUUUUUAUUUUUCUAUGUUUUAAAACUUUUGUAUGAGUAUAUAAUAUGAUUGAACAUAAUGUAGUAAAAUACAUAACAUAGUAAAAUUAUGUACAGCAUUAAUAUCCAAAUACUAUCAAAUUAUAUAAAUACAUGUUAAAAACAUGUUAUGUUAAAUAUAAGUACUGGCAUAUUUAUUCGUUUUGUUUUUGUCUUAUUACGCAUUGUUCAAAUAAAUAAGAACAUUUGGAUUUUUACAAUUAUAUAUAAAAUGCUGAUGAUUAUAUAUAUAAUCAAUGAUGGCAUACUGCUAACUGCUUCCAAAUUUCGUAGGUGCAAUCGUUUGCGUAUAAAUACGCUCAGAAAUAACGAGCAUUCUGUAAAUAUUCUGUUCCAAUAGAGACUGUCACACAGAAAGAGAAAUGCCAUUGUUGUACGAAUAAAACUGCGCGUAGGAGGUAUGUAUGACACUCUAAAAAACAAAACUUUAAUUAUUUAACUUAUAAUUAUUCUAUUGUAAAAUAUUGUAAUAAUUGUACGAAUAGCUUAUAAGUUCUAAUAAAAGAAGCACUGAAAA
Messenger RNA from Cataglyphis hispanica, 8487 nucleotides. RefSeq names its product bifunctional heparan sulfate N-deacetylase/N-sulfotransferase (gene sfl). Gene Ontology annotation, molecular function: heparan sulfate N-sulfotransferase activity; deacetylase activity. The transcript is spliced from 13 exons. Lineage: Eukaryota; Metazoa; Arthropoda; Insecta; Hymenoptera; Formicidae. The record is from RefSeq and is a predicted model, not a curated record. Gene Ontology annotation, cellular component: Golgi apparatus. The coding region runs from base 2361 to 5033 and encodes 890 amino acids.